Daucus carota subsp. sativus is the source of this 729-nucleotide messenger RNA. RefSeq lists its product as uncharacterized. NCBI's taxonomy places the organism in Eukaryota, Viridiplantae, Streptophyta, Magnoliopsida, Apiales, Apiaceae. The transcript has 6 exons. Bases 1 to 729 code for a protein of 242 amino acids. The record is from RefSeq and is a predicted model, not a curated record.
AUGGAAGCCCAUGAUCCUCUCUCAACGCUGAAUUCCACUAAGAUAAGCUGGACAUUGAAGGUACGCCUUACAAGAACAUGGGUGACACGUUCACGAAGAACUGGUGAUUUGUUGUAUCAUAAUAUGAUCCUGUUGGACUGUAUGGACAAUCACAUCAUAGUAGUUGCUAGGCCUGAUGUAUGGGAAAAGCAUAUCAAUGUUAUGUUCGAAGGAGGGCUGUACCAGAUUACUAAUGUCUAUGUGAGAGAUGCUGUUGGCCGUUACAGGCCAGUCACAAACUCAAAUGUCAUCCAUUUCCUGCCUGUGACUGUUGUAACUUUGUACCCAGACGACAGCAUCAUGAUACCCUUUCAUAAAUUCGAGCUAACACCUCUGGGAGACCUUCUUGGGAUAUACCAAGAAUCCAACCACGAACAUGUUCCUGAGCAAUCAACAGAUGUCAUUGGUGUAUUGGAAAAUUUAGAUCCAGUGCGUACAAUCCAAACAAUAGAUGGUCCAACAGAAAUCGAGAAAUUUACAGUUAAUGAUGGAAGUGAUGCAAUUAAAGUCUCUUAUUUUGGACCACUGAUUGAUGAAACUCGGCGUCUAUAUGCACAUGACUUGGAAAUGCCGGGAGGGUUCAGCUUGGCAACAUUGAUUGAUCAAGGAUAUAUGUUAACCUCGACACUGAAGACGUCUCAGUCUUCAGAAACAGGUUUCAGCAUUCGAUUAGCCGAGAUUGGUGUCUAG